Messenger RNA from Dipodomys spectabilis (banner-tailed kangaroo rat), 7667 nucleotides. RefSeq names its product MINDY lysine 48 deubiquitinase 2 (gene Mindy2). Gene Ontology annotation, biological process: protein K48-linked deubiquitination. The record is from RefSeq and is a predicted model, not a curated record. The coding region runs from base 116 to 1951 and encodes 611 amino acids. NCBI's taxonomy places the organism in Eukaryota, Metazoa, Chordata, Mammalia, Rodentia, Heteromyidae. The transcript has 9 exons. Gene Ontology annotation, cellular component: cell periphery; cytosol. Gene Ontology annotation, molecular function: cysteine-type deubiquitinase activity; cysteine-type carboxypeptidase activity; K48-linked deubiquitinase activity.
CCGAGGCCGCGCUAGGGCGCUCGUAGCUUGCCCGGGGCCGCUGUCAUGGCGUCGGAGGCGCUGGCUGAGGAGAGCCGGCUGCGGUCUCUGUAGAGCGCGGGGAGGGUGGCCGGGUAUGGAGAGCGGCCCUGACAGCCUGCAGCCGCUAGAACACGGGGUGGCGGCCGGGUCAGCGCCGGGGGCAGGUUCUCCUUUGGAAAGGCGACCGGAGCCGGGACUCGCCGCCGGGGAUGGUCCUGGAGUCGGGGCGGCGGAGAGCGGCGGCGGGAACGGGCAAGGGGCGGCGGCGGCGGCGGCGGCGGCGGCGGGCCCGAGCCUCCCGGACUCAGUUUCCCCCACGGGCUCUCCUCAGGCUCCCGGACCGUGCAGCUCCUCGGACUUAAAACAGAGCGCCUCGGAGAGUCCGGUGGCCGCGGAGGCGCCUGUGGGAGGGCGGCACAAGGUGACCGGCUCCCCGGAGCCCGCCGAGGCCGGAGCGGGCCGCGGGUCGGGACCGGCCGGCGACCCCGGAGCCCGGGGUCCCGCGCCCGCCGGCUCCGGGGAGCCCAGCAGCGCCGGCGGCCUGAGCAGCAGUGGCAGCGAGCCCAGCCCUCCUGGGGAAUCGCCGAGCCUGGACUCCCUGGAGUCGUUCUCCAACCUCCAUUCUUUCCCCAGUAGCUCCGAGUUCAAUAGUGAAGAGGGAGCCGAACCCAGGGUCCCCGAGGAGAACGAAGAGGGAGAGGGCGCGGCCGGGGUGGCCCGCGCCGCCCCUCUGUGCCGAGAGGAGGACGGCGAGGACAGCGCUCAGGUGUUGGCGGCCUCCAAGGAACGCUUUCCCGGACAAUCUGUGUAUCACAUCAAGUGGAUCCAGUGGAAGGAAGAGAACACGCCCAUCAUCACCCAGAACGAGAACGGACCCUGCCCUUUGCUGGCCAUCCUCAAUGUGUUGCUGCUGGCCUGGAAGGUGAAACUUCCACCAAUGAUGGAAAUCAUAACUGCUGAGCAGCUGAUGGAAUAUUUAGGAGAUUACAUGCUGGAAUCAAAGCCAAAAGAAAUUUCAGAAAUUCAACGUUUAAAUUAUGAACAGAAUAUGAGUGAUGCUAUGGCAAUUUUACAUAAACUCCAGACGGGCCUGGAUGUAAAUGUCAGAUUCACUGGUGUUGGAGUAUUUGAAUAUACCCCAGAGUGUAUAGUGUUUGAUCUUCUUGAUAUCCCUCUGUACCAUGGCUGGUUAGUGGAUCCUCAGAUUGAUGACAUUGUAAAAGCUGUUGGUAACUGCAGCUACAACCAGCUAGUGGAGAAGAUCAUCUCUUGUAAGCAGUCAGACAACAGUGAGCUGGUUAGUGAAGGUUUUGUUGCUGAGCAGUUUCUAAAUAACACAGCUACUCAGCUGACGUACCAUGGAUUGUGUGAGCUCACGUCAACAGUUCAGGAGGGAGAACUGUGUGUGUUCUUUCGGAAUAAUCAUUUUAGCACCAUGACCAAAUACAAGGGUCAGCUGUAUUUGUUGGUAACAGACCAGGGGUUUCUUACUGAAGAAAAAGUGGUUUGGGAAAGUCUGCACAAUGUAGAUGGUGAUGGCAACUUCUGUGACUCAGAAUUUCAUCUUCGGCCUCCCUCAGAUCCUGAAACUGUGUACAAAGGACAGCAAGAUCAGAUAGAUCAGGACUAUCUCAUGGCGUUGUCUCUACAACAAGAGCAGCAGAGCCAAGAGAUCACGUGGGAGGAGAUCCCGGAAGGCGUCAGUGACCUGGAACUAGCCAAGAAGCUCCAGGAGGAGGAGGAUCGCCGUGCUUCACAGUACUACCAGGAGCAGGAGCAGGCAGCAGCCGCGGCCACACAGGCCCAGCAGGGCCAGCCAGCACAAGCCUCUCCGUCCAGUGCACGACAAUCUGGAACUAGUGAACGGAAGCGAAAGGAACCUCGGGAAAAAGAAAAAGAAAAAGAGAAAAAUAGCUGCGUCAUUUUGUAAGGUUGUAGCGCUGGAUUCUGUUGGAAGCACCUCUAUGUCUUGAGAAAGGAACCUGCAGGAGGAAAGGAAGAAACGAUCCAUACCGUCUGUGCCUGACUUCCCAAGGGAUUUUGUUCCUGCUUUUCAGGGGAAAGGUUGUUACUUUGUUACAAUCAAACUUUUUCAAGUCACACAAUACACUCUUUAUGAGCUCCAGUUUCUUGUUACAAGUUGGAAACCGCUGUGUGUUGUCAUUCAUGAAAAAUACUGCACUUGUAGCCAAAUAAGCAAAUCACAGCAACUUCUGUGUCAUUGUGACAUUCAUAACUCAUAUCAGUUAGUAAGCUAUUUUGUCUUCUGUUCUAACAGUGAAUGGAGGUAAUUCACUUAGUCUGAUUCCUUCCUGAAAUCUAAAUAUUGGCACAAUAAUUUCUGAAAUUUUUACAAUGUUAAAUUAUGAUCUAAUCAAGGAGAAACCAGGGGUUUAAUACAGGGAGAGGGGAAGGGUAACAGGAAUAAUUAAUCAUUUGAUUGUACGUUGGACUAGUUCAGCCCUUGAACAGCUUUACCUUUCUUUAGUAGUAUACAUUUUAAGAUCUCAUCUUGAGAACUGAUAACGGAGCUUGGAUUCAAUUUAGAUAGAAAAAAAUUAAAGAUUUGUAUUUCUUUUCUGAUAGCAAAAAAUAAUGUAAUACUAAUACUUAUAACCUGUCCAAGUCAGAUAUGAAUGACUUUGUAGUGUUGUAAAUUUUUGAGGAAUUUUGAAAUCUUUAAUUAGGUAAGCUGGUCCAUCGUUGUAUUUAUUCACACUGGACGGCCUGCAAAGACAAGGUAGGAAAGCAGAGAGUUCAUUGUCUACCUUUUUCUAGAAUUACCUUGAUCCUUAAAUUUUAAUCAUGUUUAUUACUAUAAAAUGACAGAUACUUAUUCAAACAAAAAGCACAUUUCUAAAUGGAAAUGAGAGAUAAUCUGAUUAUAAUAAAAGACUAUUAAUAAGAAUCGGGGAGUAGAUAUGCAUUUGGAGGCAAUUAUAUAAAAGCAAUCGUAUUUUUAACUUAUGAGAACCAAAUAAACCUAAAACAUCUUACUAGUGUUUAUAGCAGUAAGAAAGAAUAUUUAUUUAACUUUAUUAUGAGGCAAAACAUAUUUUUCCUGUAUUUCUAGAUAUAGUUUGGAAAACUAUACUUAAUAUAGUCCCUUUUAUAUGCUUUGUAUUUAAAGUUUGUUUUGUUUGUUCAUUUAAAAAAAAAAGACUGUUGUUGCUGCCAGUAACUGUGAUUUACAUUCAAUGCCUCAGUAAGUUGGUUUAUUUAAGUAUGUCCUAAUCUGAGCAACCAGUUGAAGAAUAUUUCUUGUAGUCUUGGGAUAACAAGGACUAAACAAAAUGUGGUCUAGAUCUUUUUGAGCUGUGAUUAACUUUCUCUAUAACCCAAACCACUUAUAGGAUGAACAUAAUGUAAAAAGUAAAGUCUUAUUUAUGGAAAGGAUAUUCUAAGGGAAAAAAAUGCAGGGCCAAGCUGUAUCUUUUGUAUCUUUCUAUAUCACAUGUCUGUGGGUGUUCUAUAAGUUGGUAUUUCUUCAAAUUUCUUAUGCAUCAUGAUAAAUCACCAGAGUACCUGUAUGGGCAUAAAACUUGGAGAGAAAGUAUUUUUGUGAGUCUCUUAAUUACAACCCAAAAUAGAGUCCAUUGAUAAUUGGAACUGUCCAUUGACAUCAACCCAAGUUUAUUCUUGACACUGAUUGAAGACAAAAACAUUUAUCUUUCCCGGAACAGAUACUAGUGACAGUGAAUUCUAUUUUAAUUUUAAAAACCAACAAUGAACCUUGGAUAAUAAAAGGCAUAUCUGAGGCAUAUUUUGCAUAAUGACAUGCUUCUCUGUAGAAGUUGCUGUUCCAUUAUUUGCUAUCUUACAUUGUUACAGAGAUUAUCCUGCCAUUCUUCAUUCCUUCUAGAAAAAAAACACAAAAACAAACACUCAAAAACAGCAGUGCUGCUACCAGAUAAAUAGAUGUCUGUCAAUACUUAGAAGAAAACUCAAAGAAACAUGCCAUGUUUGUUAAUUCAGUCUUUUUCUAUGUUCAAUUUCCAAGUCAGACUUCAUUACAUUCCUAGAAUUCAAGAGUAAUAAAAGAUUUGAUUAUGAUGGAGGGAAAUUAAAUUCUAUUAAAACAAUAGCUCACAUACUACCAUCUUCUCCUGGAAGAUUACAAAGGAUUUAGAGCUGAUACGUUUUAUUUUCUUAUAUUUUGCUCCAGACCACAACUUAGAUAUUCAGGCAUUUCAUUGCUGACUUGGGUACAUAGGAAUUUGAUAUGGAUAUUUUUUUAAGUUUUUAUUUUAUAAUACUUGAAGUUGUUACGGAUAUGCUGCCAGCAGAAGUGAGAAUUGAAACAUUUUGCUUUUUACAUGUGUAGACUAGAUGACAGGCUUGUAUGGUUACUGUGCUUUGUCUUGCUAUCAAAGUGUAUUCCCUAAGCAUUAGUAACCAAUUUUUGUUAAAAAUAGCAAACGUGUCUUCAUGUCUAAUCCAAUUAUAGUGACACAGCUGUGAUUUUGUGGCUUUUCCAGUACUUGAAAGCAUUUCAGUUGUGCAUGUUUCUCAAGCAAGUUUCUAUGCCUUGUAUUAACUGCAAGUCACACUGCGAGGCUGGGGAUGUCAUUGACGUGCUGGGGUCAAUCCCCAGCCCCAUUAAAUCAAAUAGAAAGGAAGAAACUGUGUCAUGCAUGUACUCACACACAGUGGUCCAGUGGGCAGAGCUGAACCAACUGUGUUAGCUGUACAAUGGCUGUGUGUCGGCUGUACAUGGCUGUACACCUGCACCUGUAUCUGUACCAUGAUCUUAGGGAAAGACACUGCUUUCAUGUUUAACAUCACAUGUUAUUUCACUGAGGCGGAGUGUAUAAGUGUAGGUUUUAGAAUAUAUCCUGUUUUCAUAUCUCAUAAUUCUUGCAUUCAACUACUUAUCCAGUAUUAGAUUGUGAGCUCUUCCUUAUGCGUCUUGUUAGUGGCCUGGCUAAGCAAGUUAGUAUCAGAGAUUUAGUCAACUGAAGCCAUUAGCCAUUUUGCACUCACACCAAACCAUUGAGCAUCCUGUUUGCAGUGAAUCAUAAACUCAACUACUACGGAAUAGAUUUUGAGAAAACAAAUGUGUGAGGAAAGUAUAUUUGUGGUCUCUGUCCUCAUGUUGGCUUAUGAAGCAGAUGUCUGUAAAAGCCUGGGUUGGGGCGGAAGGCAAGAAUCUCCAUGACCACCAACUCAUCACUUAUUUGAAUCUUCUUAAGAAAAAAAUGCAAAUAGCAAAUUGCCUACAAUCUGCUUACCUUUCUGACUCAUUGUACUGGUUAUUUUAAGCUAGUAUGAACUAUUUGUUUUCCCUACUACAGUUUUAGUUAUACAACUUACCCUGUCUCAAAAUGGAACCACCUUUUUGUUCUGUCUUGCCACGGGCAGACAUUCAUUCUGUGCCUGGAUGAGCUGUCUUCCUUCUCCCCUCCCAGUGCAGACUUUUUUGGGCCAAUGACUGAGAUCAGUUUUGCUUUGUUUUGUUUUUCCCAAAUGCUGUGAAGAGUUGUAGAGUUAUCUUUGAAUAUGGCAUCAUGUCAUCCAAUAAUUUGAAUUUGCUUUUGUGUUUGUUAGGCUAUGUCACAAUCAGGAGUGUCUGGGGAAUCUUAAAAGUACUUAAAACUUAACUUUUCCAUAUCAUUUCCAUAUCUGAAGGCCAAUGUCUGAAUUGUCUUUUCCCCCAGUGCUGUCAGGUUAUUAAAGGGCAAAACCCAGCUUUGCCUCGGUGUGACUGACUUAGGUCUCUCAGAUAUCAUCAUUUAGGGGCUGUCUAAAUGAUUCAUAAGGUUUUGUUGUUGGUAUUUUUUUAAGUGCAAAAUCUUACUUUGAUCCUGUGCAAUUUAAAUUCCUUUUCAACACUGACUUGAAGUUAUAAAGGAACCCAUUAGAACUUCAGAGUUCUUCACUUCCCUGCUAUUUUUUUUUUUUUUGGUCUUUUCUUACUGAGGAAUUGGGAGUUUCUUAGGUGAUGCUUUAAAAAAUAGAUUUGAAAAUUAAAGGCUUCCAAACAAAAUCAAUUGCAAAAUAGAGGCGUGUGAGGGCAGAUCGCAGGAUGCUGAUAAGUUUAUUUUGAAGACCCAUCUAAAUUUUAAUUCAUGCAUGUCUGAUUUAAUAGUGGCGAUUUAAUCGUGGCAUUUUUCCUGUUAAAAAGUACUAAGUUGAUUUUUUUACACAUAUAUUUUUACAGGAAUGAUUCUAAUUACUCCCGUCUGAUCUCAAGAAAAUCUCAACAAACAGGGUAAAAACUUUACUUACUGCCUCAAUUUCAACUUUGUUCUAUUUUCCUGAGAAAGGAAAACAUUUGUACUUGUCUGAGGGUUAUUUUUUAGGGUGACAUCCUAGAUAAUGUGUUAACACAAAAUGGCAGAAACACAAAACUGAGGUUUCAAACCAUGGUGGACUUAACAGAGACCAAAUAUUAUUCUGUAAUGUGUACUUUAUCUGAUAUUAAUUGUAAAUAUUUCUUCAAAACCUUUGUCACUGGCAAUUUAGGAAAACUUUAUAUCCGUCUGCACUGUAAUAUCUUGCUGGCCGUAAGAGGCAAGGAUGCACAAAUAGAAAUUGCAAGGUGAUCCUGGCUCCUUCGGUUCUAGCAGUUAUUUUAUAGUUUCAAGUAUAGUCACAAAAUGAAACUGCCCACAACUCAGUGGCCUGUCUAAAAGGAUAGUAUUCAUGGAAAUACUCUACCCAAAGCAGUUACAACAAAUACAAUUUGUGAUGGGUAUUGAACUUUUAAAAAUUACGUCUCAAAUUUUUUCAGAACUUUUGUGAUGGUUUCCAUGUAUUAUGUGAAAUAAUUUACAUACACUCCCCACCCCCACCCCCAGGUACUUAGUAUAUUUUAACUUUACAGACUUAUGGCUUUUGUUAAAAGGCAGUUUUCCUCAAUGAAAUGACAACUCUUGUCACAGCUCCACUCACAAAGCAGGAAUAAUAUGGCAUUUCUUAGUGUUACUGCACAUGAAUCCCUUGAACUGAGGAGAAUUAGUGGGUUGGAACAUCUUUUGGGGAAGAGCACAUGAAAUGGAGUAAUGACUUCUGAGAAGUUGUACUCUUGAUUCAUUGGUUUAAGAAUUUGUUGUGACAUACAGAUCUGUGUAUCAGGCCCAGGUGGCUGAUUGAAAAUAGAUGGGCGCUUCUAACUUUUGCUCUUCCUUUCUCUGGCUAUAUUAAGUACCUUUUCUGCUUUUGAAAUAAUUCAUGUUUUGCUUUAUGACCAGCUUUAAUUACAGUUAAAAAAAAAAAAAAGGUAAGAGCAACCCUAAAGAUUAACAGGAGAAAGCAUUGGAAUACAUGGUUUGAAUAAAGACACCUAAAUACGUCUAACCCAGCUUAGGGUUGAACUGAUUUCUAUGAAAUAAAUGUUUUGAAUACUAAUUAUGCUAAACCUACUUUAAAAAUUAUGUCUUAAACAAGUUUCCAAAGUUUCACUUUUGGAAGAUAUUCCUAAAAAGACAUAUUGAAUAGGUGGGAAAGUAUAAUAUUACUUCUGAUGAAAUUAUUCAGUAUUAAGCAAAACUUAAUGUCUGUUGUUGUACCACAAAUAUAGUGUCCUUGUUGGGUUAAAAUGUUUUGUUUAAUAUACUUAAAACUGUAACCAGUGAAUAACACCUGUAGUAUUUUUUAUUAUAGAUUAUAUUUUAUUUCAAUAAACUUUGAUAUUUAGACUAGUC